ACAACUACAAACGCACUGUGGUCUGUGGGCUGUUGCUGCCUCCAGCCUCCCCCUCAUCAGCUGCUCCAAGCACCGCAUCCUCACCUCCGGCCGACACCGCCGUCGCAAGGUCCCGCAGCAGGGCUCUCUCUCCGCCCACGGCCCACCGCUCCGUCUCCAGCAUGAAGCGCCUGCUCCGGCGCCUCUCCCGCGUGGCCGCGGCCGACGCCUGCGCCGCCGCCGCCGCGUACGAGCCUCUCCGGCCGGACGCCGCGGCGCCCGGGAAGGCGGCCGCGCUCGCGGCCGGCGCGCGGCGGCUGGGCGGCGGCGCGCGCGUGCCGGAGGGCCACGUGCCCGUGUGCGUCGGCGAGGAGGGCGGCCCCGUGGAGCGCUACGCCGUGCGCGCCGAGCUCCUCGGCCGCCCGGCCUUCGCCGCGCUGCUCCGGCGCGCCGCGCAGGAGUACGGGUACGGACACCCCGGCGCGCUCCGCAUCCCCUGCCCCGUCGCCGACUUCCGCGACCUCCUCCUCCAGCUCUCCUCCGCCUGCGCCGCCGCGGACCACCCCGACGACGACGCUGCGGCGCUCUGCUACUACUCCUAGGCUCCGGGUUCGGCUACGGCAUCCCCUGCCCGCCCGCUCGCUCCGACGCCGCCGCCACCGCUCCUCCCCCCGUCCCGCCCCCUCCAGUGCGGCGGAAAGGAAAAAAAAAAGAAACAUUCGCCGCAUUUGCCGCGGAGGGCGUAAUUGAGAUUUGUCCUUGCCCCCUCGGUGAAAACUAAAAAACGGCAGCGCCAAGCGCCGCUCGUCUUCUUACUGAAUUACCCCCCUGCGUGGGACGUACGACUGUGUGUGCCUGUACAUACGGGAGGGUUGACUGUGGUGGCUGGUGGAUCCUAGGAUGGGUGGGGGUACAAAGGGGAUUUUCUCCUGCAGCUCAACCGUUUUAGUGCCUGCUGUCUGGUGGGAAUUUUUUCUUCCUUCUUUGUUGUUGCUCCUGCCGUGAUUUUGGGUCUUCGUCUAGAUCUAGCUCUCCGCAGUCUUGCUCUAGCUCUAGUGGUGGUUGUAUUGAAGUAGUACUAGCUAGUUGUGACUGCUCAGCAGUGAGCACUACCUGCCUUCUGUUUCCCUCUUAGGGCUUUUGAGAUCUUAACAAUACUCCAAUGCCGCAAGGCUAGUGAUCUCGUGACUGAGACCGAGGAAAAAAAUGCCAAAAGUUCUCU
Molecule: messenger RNA, 1201 nt
Organism: Zea mays
Lineage: Eukaryota; Viridiplantae; Streptophyta; Magnoliopsida; Poales; Poaceae
Product: SAUR25 - auxin-responsive SAUR family member
Exons: 1
Coding region: 162-581 (139 amino acids)
Biological process (GO): response to auxin
Source: RefSeq, marked validated